Dicrocoelium dendriticum is the source of this 706-nucleotide messenger RNA. The record is from the annotation of a GenBank genome assembly. NCBI's taxonomy places the organism in Eukaryota, Metazoa, Platyhelminthes, Trematoda, Plagiorchiida, Dicrocoeliidae.
AUGUUAAGCUCUCCGUUGACUGCAACGAUUGUUCCUGUGCCUCACUCAUAUCCUUCCCUAGACAUUCCUGCUGAUGGUAUCGAUGUUGAAGAACACGAGGCGGUCGAACGAGACAGCGCUGAUCCUGACAGACGUAUAUCCAUUAUGGCUGGGGACAAGGCCAUUCAAUCAAAUAACGAAUUCUACGACGAUCCUGAUGAAGAGAUGUCCUACCCUUCAGCCAAGUCGUACAUACCUCUCUCGCGUGAUGCUCAGAGCCAUCGAGAUAUACCAAAACGUGCACGUGUUGAGGAGGAUGCUGCUACUACCAUCACUGAAACUGGAACAGGAAAGAAAGCCGAUUCAGUCGCAGACAAGACAUCCGAACCGAAGCCAGAGCCCACCGAUAAAUUGGAAUCUUCGUCACAAAAGCGGAACGGAGUAGUCGAAGCGGAAGCUAAUGUGUAGGCCCACAAUGCUGGCGUUUCACUUUGCUGGUUUACCUCAUUUCGCAAUUCCUCUCAUUGUACAGACAUCAGUGAUACUGUUUGAUUGCUUUGGAUCAGUCUCGCUGGGUUUUUUGUUUGCCGUGUACCUUUCGGUUCGUUACUAUAGGGCUACCAUUGAACAUUUCGUAUUCUGCAUUUAUCACUUCGAACCAUGUGAACUCGUCUAUGCAUUAGCCACGAUAAAUAUUCAUCUUUUAAUAAAUGACUUAUUGUCUCUA